Messenger RNA from Salvelinus namaycush (lake trout), 456 nucleotides. RefSeq names its product cornifin-B-like. Bases 1 to 456 code for a protein of 151 amino acids. NCBI's taxonomy places the organism in Eukaryota, Metazoa, Chordata, Actinopteri, Salmoniformes, Salmonidae. The transcript has a single exon. The record is from RefSeq and is a predicted model, not a curated record.
AUGCCACACUGCCACCGUGCGACCGUGCCACCCUGCCACCGUGCCACCGUGUCACCGUGUCACAUUGCCACCCUGCCACCCUGCCAUCGUGCCAUCGUGCCACCGUGCCACCGUGCCAUCAUGCAACCGUGCCACCGUGCCACCGUGCCACCCUGCCACCCUGCUAUCAUGCCACCCUGCUAUCAUGCCACCCUGCCACCCUGCGACUGUGUCACCCUGCCACCCUGCGACUGUGUCACCCUGCGACUGUGCCACCCUGCCACCCUGCGACCGUGCCACUGUGUCACCGUGCCACCCUGCCACCCUGCCAUCGUGCCACCGUGCCACCCUGCCACCCUGCCACCCUGCCACACUGCCACCGUGCCACCCUGCCACCCUGCCACCCUGCCACCGUGUCACCGUGCCACCAUGCCACCCUGCCACCCUGCCUAUUACUUCACCACACUUCACCCCUGA